Molecule: messenger RNA, 3266 nt
Organism: Hevea brasiliensis (rubber tree)
Lineage: Eukaryota; Viridiplantae; Streptophyta; Magnoliopsida; Malpighiales; Euphorbiaceae
Exons: 7
Coding region: 84-2975 (963 amino acids)
Cellular component (GO): nucleus
Molecular function (GO): zinc ion binding
Source: RefSeq, a predicted model, not a curated record
AUACGCACGCUCUUAAUUUCCGCAUCGAAACGAGGGGAAAAAGAAACCCCAAUUAACCAAAAUUUGCCCUUUGAAGAAGCGCAAUGAGGGAAGAAGUCAUCAGUUCCGGAGGGACCAUGGAUCCCACUCCUGCCGCGAGUUCCGCUGGGGCAUCCUCACCUGGUGUUCCAGCAAAUGUCGGUAGUGUAGAGAGGUCCAGUCAUGCGCAUACUUCCAAAGCAGCCUCUCUGUCUGUUGCUGGCUCACAAUUACCAAGGACCUCCUUGAGCACCAGUGCUGGUGGUUCUGUUCUGGGAUCAUCAAGGCCUUCAUGUAGGCCAUGGGAAAGAGGGGACCUGCUGAGGCGUUUGGCUACUUUUAAGCCGUCGAAUUGGUGUGGAAAGCCUAAGAUUGCUAAUUCAUUGGCUUGUGCUCAAAGAGGUUGGAUGAAUAUUGACAUUGAUAAAAUUGUGUGUGAAUCAUGUGGUGAAUGCCUGAGUUUUGUUUUGCUACCAUCCUGGAUCCCUUCUGAAGUUGAAAGUGCUAGUGAAGCAUUCGCCAAGCAGUUGGAUGAUGGCCACCAAGCCAGCUGUCCUUGGAGAGGUAACAGCUGUCCUGAUAGCUUGGUGCAGUUCCCUCCAACUCCUCAAUCUGCUCUAAUUGGAGGAUAUAAAGACAGAUGUGAUGGGCUCUUGCAAUUUCAGUUUCUUCCUAUUGUUGCUGCAUCUGCAGUUGAGCAGAUGCGGGUUUCUCGGGGUCCAGUGGUUGAUCGCUUUUUGUCCCAGUCACAGAAUUUUACAUCUGGAGAAGGAGACUUCAAGUCGGAAGGCAUACCUGAACUUGAAACUUCUAGAGAUGGGGCCUCCUGUUUGUAUUCUCGUGCCCAGAAGCUUACAAGUCUUUGUGGGUGGGAACCAAGAUGGCUCCUAAAUGUUCAAGACUGUGAAGAACAUUCUGCUCAAUCAGCUCGGAACGGGUGUUCUUUUGGCCCUGCCCAGGCCCAAGUCCAUCUUUCACAUGAUCCUGGUCUAAGCAAGAAAGCGCAUUCUGCUUCCGCAAAAAAAGACGCUGGAAAGAAUAAACUGUUAGCUGAGUCAAGAUGUGAUUCCAGGUCACCCUUACUAGAUUGUAGCUUAUGUGGUGCUACUGUUAGGAUAUUGGAUUUCUUGACUGUUCCCCGACCUGCUCGUUUUCCUUCCAACAACAUUGAUAUUCCUGAUGCUAGCAAAAAAAUGGCACUGACACGUGGGGUAAGUGCUGCCAGUGGAAUUAGUGGUUGGGUUGCUGCUGAUGAUACAGAUAAGGAACAUACCGAAGACCGUGAUGAGGUGGCAACAACGGACAAGGGUAAAUCACUGCAAAACACAGAAGUUGAUCUGAAUCUUACUAUGGCAGGAGGCUUACCUUUUACUCAGGCAGACAGGGUAGCAAUCCCUGAGAAUGUUCAUGAUGUUGAAAUGGGGAGAGAUUUAAUGAUAGGUCAGCCUGCAGGCAGCGAGGUUGGUGAUCGUGCUGCUUCAUAUGAAUCUCGAGGGCCUAGUUCUCGUAAGCGGAGCUUGGAAAUAGGUGGCAGCUCAGAUGAUAGGCCUCACUUGAUGCAACCUGCUGAUAGCGUAGAGGGAACUGUCAUUGAUCGCGAUGGUGAUGAAGUCACAGAUGGUAGACAAUUUUCAGCUGGACCUUCAAAACGCGCUCGUGACUCAGAUUUUUUUGAUACACACUGUUCACCAUAUCAGAGAGACUCAUCUGGUGCUGGUCCUAGCCAUUCAGUGGGUAUGGAAAUUCAUGCAGAUGGAAACAGAGUUAAUUUGUUUCGCCAAGGAAGUGACCAAGUUUUUGGAAUCCCAUCAGCAAGGGAUUCGACACGUGCAUCGUCUGUCAUUGCAAUGGAUACAGUCUGUCAUAGCGCAGAUGAUGAUUCUAUGGAAAGUGUUGAAAACUACCCUGGAGAUAUUGAUGAUGUUCAUUUCCCCUCUUCCAGUAUGUACGGGAAUCUGGACAUGAAUGAGACGUCUGAACUGAAUUACAGCAAUCAAGCCCAGCAAAGCAUUUGUUUCAGACGUGCUGCUGCAGUAGCUCCUGGUGAAAUGGGUGUCAGUAGUACAAAUGAUGGUGAAGAGAUUUUCAAUGCAGAAACAGUCACAGCUCAGGCUCGGGAUGGUCCUAGUUUUGGUAUUAGUGGAGGCAGUGUAGGCAUGUGUGCUAGUCAUGAAGCUGAAAUUCAUGGGGCUGAUGUUUCUGUCCAUAGAACUGAUAGUGUAGUUGGUGAUGUGGAACCCAGAAUAGAAGAUGUUGAAAAUCAAGGUCAGACUGGUGAAUCUGCCCCUGAUCCUGGAUUAAUGGAUGAGGUUGUUCCUGAUGAAAUAAACAGGGAAGAUCCUCAUGGUGAUAGCCAGGAGAUGUUGUCUCGAUCUAUAGAAAGGGCUGAUAGUGGCUCAAAAAUAGAUGGUUCUACUGCAAAGGCUGAAUCUGUUGAAAGUGGUGAAAAGGAAGCAAGUCAAAGCUGCAAGUUAGCUUUAGAUAGCAAUGUCCACCCUUCUCUUUCCUGCAAUGCAAAUAUGUACUCUGGCUAUCAAACAACUAAGAAAGGGGUCAGCAAGGCUGGAAAGUUAUCCUCUACAAACAAUUGUCCAUGCAUGGAGUCAGAUUAUGCUAUUGCCAAUGGGAUAGGGCCUCCAAAAGGUGAAAGCAACUAUGAAGAGGCUAUAGAGUUUGAUCCAAUUAUUCAUCACAAUCAGUUCUGUCCAUGGGUGAAUGGAAAUGUUGCUGCUGCUGGUUGUAGUAGCCGUGGUUCUGGCAACAAUGCUGAUGCAGAUGCACUCUGUGGGUGGCAGCUGACGUUGGAUGCGCUGGAUGCACUGCGAUCACUAGGGCAUAUUCCAAUUCAAACAGUACAAUCCGAGUCAGCAGCAUCAUUAUACAAGGAUGAUCAUCAAACUCCUGGUCAAAAGCUCCUUAGACGGCAUUCUAUGAGCAGAAGCCAUGGGCAUUGUUGAUAUUUAAUCAGAAUAGCAAAGGUGCUUGCAAUUAUUAAUAAGGUUGCAUCAACUCAACUGAAAUUUGCCCUGAGCUUCCUGCGGUAAUGCACCUUUUUGCAUGUAAUUGUCAUUGACCAGAAUGAAGCAGUUUGUGCUGUCCCAUUUUUAUUUGAUGAAUUGAAUUGGAACUACUCAAGAGAGAGAGGAUUGAAACUCCUUUAAAAUUCCAUUAAGUUGUUUGAAAGAACAAAAUACUUGUAUGUUGAGUUGAAUUGAAUGUACACAAGUAAAAUAAAGAAAAUUUAGGGA